AUGACACACAGUUGGACGCGGCUGUCUUUACGGGAAUCAUCUUUUAACGGAAGAGCGGCGGAAGAGAAACUGAGGAAUGAGGUGUUUCCAUUACAUUUAUCGCCUCAGCAUGUGGAAGCAUACCGGCUGCUAGAGGACAGGAAACACAAACUCUCACCCGAGACCGCCGCCCUCUACCUGCUUCGACAACAGCACAAACUAUUGGAGACUGAGAUCAGCAGGAAGAGGAAGGAGUGCGAAGUCCUUGAGGAGGAGGUGAAGAAAAAAAGCCAGUCAUGUCAAACUCUGGAGAGUGAGCUUCAGCAUGUUCUGCAGGAGAAAGCACGUCUGAAUCUCCGCUUGUUCAACGAUACCCAGAAGGCAGCAAAGUAUGAGCAGGUGAAAAGUGAGUAUGAACAGCUGCAGGAGGCUCUGUACACUGUGACAGUGGAGAGAGAUUGCGCUCUGUUGGAGAGGACUGAGCUCCAAGGCAAACUGGAGAACCUAGAGCAGGUGCUGAAGCAUAUGCGAGAGGCUGCAGAGAGGAGGCAGCAGCUAGAAUUAGAGCAUGAACAAGCCUUGGCCGUCCUCAGUGCCAAGCAGCAGGAGAUUGACCUUCUGCAGAAGGCUCAGGUUGAGGCUAAGAAGGAACAUGAAGGUGCCGUCCAUCUGUUAGAGAAUCACUUGGACAGCAUGCAGGCUAAAGUGAGAGAACUGGAGGAAAAAUGCCGGACCAUAGGUGAGCAGUUUAACCUGCUGUCGAAGAGUUGGAGAAGUUCAGGUUGCAGGCUGGGAAGUUAG
This is a messenger RNA of Puntigrus tetrazona (Sumatra barb), 780 nucleotides long. RefSeq names its product peripheral-type benzodiazepine receptor-associated protein 1-like. Bases 1 to 780 code for a protein of 259 amino acids. The transcript has 9 exons. Lineage: Eukaryota; Metazoa; Chordata; Actinopteri; Cypriniformes; Cyprinidae. The record is from RefSeq and is a predicted model, not a curated record. Gene Ontology annotation, biological process: neuromuscular synaptic transmission.